Chilo suppressalis (striped riceborer) is the source of this 1501-nucleotide messenger RNA. The record is from the annotation of a GenBank genome assembly. Lineage: Eukaryota; Metazoa; Arthropoda; Insecta; Lepidoptera; Crambidae.
AAAUAAAACAUUUUUAAAGCACAACAAAUUAUUCACUACUAUACGCUGUCCGCUUGGUUAGUGAAUGAGAUUGUCGAGUUUUGGCCACAUAAUAAAAAUAAUCCUGUAGAUAAAAUAAAAUCUCGCGAGGAUGACUUCUUUUGAAAAUUGGAAAACGGCAAGCUCGCCUAACUAUGGCCCGUGUGGUAACGUGGACAAAAUCUAUCCAUACUCCGAAGUCCCUUUCAUCGGACAGUACAAAUUGGUACAAAUACCACGUGACUCGCAACUGAUCGAUUUAGUGGACUAUUGGGGCGAGGGCAGGAUUAAGACUACAGAGGAGGGUAUCAGCGGAUUCAUAGACUGCUAUAAUGUCAACCAUCCUCACCAAUGCGUGAGCAACGGCCCAGACCGGGGCAGAAAGAUCCCCAAUCGAGUACCAGUUCUAAGCUACACUACCUGUGACACUUCAAGCUAUAUAAAAGAAAACUCUGUACGCAUCGUUACCCUCAUGGGAGCUCCCAUCAAUAACAGCUGCGCAAAAGACAUUGCCCGAAUGGUGAGCAAGUCUGAAGGCAAAGUCGUGGUGUAUGGAUUUAAACGUACUUCCGCUGACAUAAGAAAUCUAGAGAGCGAGCUGGCAGUUUAUAACUUUAUCCACUGCGCCGACCACGUUCUGCCACGCCAAUUGAACGAUCUCACACUUUACGACAAUAUACGAAAUUCUGCCGUGAUUAAAAAUGACUUAAAGCAGAAUAUUUGCUUUGGCAAAUACGAGUCUGCUGUGGAGCUGUGCAAGUCUUUACUUUUCAGCUCUUACUGUGAAGUUAUUUACGAAGUGGUAAAUCAGCUCUUGGAGGAGAACUGUAAAAACGUGAUGAACCUUGCGUACAAGCUUUGGAAUUCUGACGCCCAAAGCGUAGUGAUCAACCACUUCCCUUGUGAGUUCAAAGCGAUACUGAACGAAGACUUCGUGACGAUCGUAAAUAAGAAGAACUCAUCGGCACUCAAGUUGGCUGUGAUAUUGGAUGGAAUGAAUGAUAGGAGGGCUUGGGGGGACGGGAAAGAUAAAACGAGUAAGCGCAUAGUCUGGCAGCUUUAUCCGGUGUGGAGGGAUAGCAGAGUGAUUUUCAAGUUGCUGAACUAUGACUGCGGGAUGUUUUUGAAGCUGGCGGCAUAUGAGGAUAGCAUUAAGGAUAGAGAAGCCUGGGGCGCUUACGGUUGUCCUGACGUUCGUCACAUGUGGUACUUGGAGCCAGUGGUUCAUGGCGGGGAGCUGCUGUUCUUCAUCAUAAACGGUAAAUAUGGCUUGGGGCUAAAGUUGGCAGUGUGUGCCGAUAGCAUUGGCGACCGCACGCUGUGGGGGCACUCUACCGACGUACGCGCCGACCCUGGCUACUUCGGCUGGUAUAUCAAACCGAUUAACUAAAUAUAAUUAUAUUAAUAAACAAUAAUGUCCACGUGGUUUUUUUUUUCUAGUAAAAUUGUCUUUCGAUUUUAACAUCUAGCAGUUAAAUGCUAA